AUGGACGGACUUGGAACAUUCCUGGUUCUGUUGAUUUUUGGCUACUUCAAGACCUCGCAGGCCAAAUUUGUUUGGAGCACGGGAGGAGCAGCUUCGCUUUUUGUGGCCAUCGCUUUGCCUUUGGACUUAGAGAAUAGGGAAGUUUUUUUAUCCUAUAAUUUUGAAGCGUCCUACGACUUGCCGAGAACCUGGAAAAAGAAACCACCGUUUUUGCGACAUGGAAAUGGCACAAAUGAGGAUAGUUUACUGAGUGAUCACCAUGGCCAUCAUCCGAACGAUGAUUUCGUGUACGAUGACUAUUACGAUGAUGAUCAGCACUCUGGUAACAAGCACAAACACCAUCAUCAUCACGAUAAGAAAAAGAAGAAGUCUAAGCCAAAGCCUGGUUCUAAGCCACAGAAAAAUAAACCCAAGCAUAAGCAUAAGAAAAAGCACAAGUCAAAAUCAAAGCCACCACCGGAAGAGGUGGACAAUGACUACAAGGACUUCUUCCAGGGAUUCCCCUUGGAUGGCAUGGGUGAUCCGGUGGGCAGAGAUCGUCAGCGGAGGUCACUGCUCUCACGUGCCAAAUUCUAUGAGAUUAUCAGCUAUCGGUUCGAAUUGUACGGACUAGGCUCUGGCGAUAACUGCUUACUAAGACUGAUUUGCGAGGCAAAUAGCUACCAGUUGGGAGAUCUCAAUGGUGUUCUGGGCAGCCUAAUCCAUGUAAUGUUCAGUCCCAGUAGCUCUCGAUAUGAGGAGUUACCUAAGCGUUACUACAUCGCCGAACUGGAUGGUCGGAAUGGGAACUGCGGGGGCUAUCGGAGGCAAUGUGAGCAUAGUGUUCUCGACAUGAUCACGCAACCUGUGAAAAAUAAAAACAAAGUGCACUAA
Messenger RNA from Drosophila teissieri, 873 nucleotides. RefSeq lists its product as uncharacterized. The coding region runs from base 1 to 873 and encodes 290 amino acids. The record is from RefSeq and is a predicted model, not a curated record. Lineage: Eukaryota; Metazoa; Arthropoda; Insecta; Diptera; Drosophilidae. The transcript has 4 exons.